Messenger RNA from Kockovaella imperatae, 813 nucleotides. RefSeq lists its product as hypothetical. Gene Ontology annotation, biological process: DNA replication; double-strand break repair via homologous recombination; nucleotide-excision repair. The transcript is spliced from 8 exons. The record is from RefSeq and is a predicted model, not a curated record. Gene Ontology annotation, molecular function: DNA binding. Gene Ontology annotation, cellular component: nucleus; DNA replication factor A complex; site of double-strand break. Bases 1 to 813 code for a protein of 270 amino acids. NCBI's taxonomy places the organism in Eukaryota, Fungi, Basidiomycota, Tremellomycetes, Tremellales, Cuniculitremaceae.
AUGAGCAAUUACGGGGCUGAGAACCCGUACUAUGGUGGUGGUGGAGGGGGAUUCGUUUCUGGUGGAUCACCCUAUGGGAGUCAAGGAUCCCAAGAUGGGGCUAAGAAGAAUCGUUCAAAUCAAACGCUUCGACCAGUGACGAUCAAACAGAUAUUGGAAGCUGAUCAAGCUCAUCCAAGUGCAGACUUUACCAUUGAUGGGCAGGAAGUGGGAUCGAUUCUCGUGGUUGGCUCGGUCCGCAACAGCAACAAUUCAGCGACUAAAGUUUCGUACGAAGUGGGCGAUGGAACGGGAUAUAUCGAUGUGAAUCAAUGGCUGGAUACGGCAGAUGAUGAAGGAGGCAAGAUGGACGGUAUCUCUCAAGACAAGUAUGUCAGUAUCCUCGGUUCUAUCAAGGUCUUUGGAGGCAAGCGUCAGAUCUCGGCGACUCAUAUUCGACCUAUCACGAAUCACGACGAAGUGUUCAAUCACCUUCUCAAGGCAGUUUAUGUGAGCAUGACAGUGAGGUAUCCGAACGGUGUGCCGAACGACGGAGGAGCAAGAGGAGCAGGAGGAGCCGUGGCGAACGAUUACUCUGCUGGGACUACCAAUGGAGCCGAUUCAUCUGCGUGGGCUGGCUUGCCACCUCUUCAACGGAAGAUCAUGGAGAUUGUCGCCGCAGAUGAUACGGAUGAAGGCAUUCACGUGGCCACUGUGACUCGACAGAUGGGCAACGUCAACGUGGACGAAGUGACCAAUGCGAUUGAAAAGCUGAUGGAUGAUGGACAACUCUAUCCGACGCAUGAUGAAUUUCACGUCAAAGCAGUGUACUAG